Molecule: messenger RNA, 279 nt
Organism: Neurospora tetrasperma FGSC 2508
Lineage: Eukaryota; Fungi; Ascomycota; Sordariomycetes; Sordariales; Sordariaceae
Exons: 1
Coding region: 68-247 (59 amino acids)
Source: RefSeq, a predicted model, not a curated record
GUCUGCACAGUCCUGGAUGCAAUAGAAAAAAAAUUCCCCGAGAACUGGAGAUUCACGCACAAUAUGAAUGCCUGUUGCCAGGAACGUUGCAAAAGCGCUAGGAAGCAGCCGAGUAAUUGAGGACCGCAGGCGGAAGUUAUCACGGGACCUUGUCACGGCCAAUGAUGAGGCCAAUGUCGAGGUUCGCGUUGGUGAUAGGUCUCGAAAUCAGACGCGAUGCUUAAUCCGCAGGGUCGCUGCGCCCUGAAUUGAUUUGCUGUGUCGGGAAGGGUCUUUGGG